This is a messenger RNA of Ricinus communis (castor bean), 9635 nucleotides long. Its product is annotated as kinesin-like protein KIN-12F. Gene Ontology annotation, molecular function: microtubule motor activity; microtubule binding; ATP binding. The coding region runs from base 337 to 9393 and encodes 3018 amino acids. The record is from RefSeq and is a predicted model, not a curated record. Gene Ontology annotation, biological process: microtubule-based movement. The transcript has 38 exons. Lineage: Eukaryota; Viridiplantae; Streptophyta; Magnoliopsida; Malpighiales; Euphorbiaceae.
UGAAAUCUAUACUCAAUCUCACCCGUUCAUUCUCACCCUCGCCUUUUCUCUCAAUUCAAACUUCACACACACUUUUAUCUUUUUGUAACACUGAACAGAAAGAGAAAGACAACAACUCAACAAAAGAGUGAGCCAGCGAGAGAGAGAGAGAGAGAGAGAGAGAGAGAGAUGUUUCCCGGAAUUGAAAUCCAGUAGUUUCUCAGUAUUCGUUUUCCACUAGAAACCCUAAAGAAAAAGUAAACAAACAAAAUCAAAAUCCAGCUGAGAUCAACUAGUCAAGAAAAGAUUUUACUCAAACGAAAUCUACAGAUUUUGUUCUUCAAUUCCACUUUCAGGAUGUUGAGAGAUUUCAAAUUCCUGCGUCGAAAUUCUGGGAAACAAAAUGAAGAAAUUGAGAAUGUACCUAUAAACCCUAGAGAUUCAUUUGUGAGUAGUCAAACCAGCGUUGACUCAUCAUCAUCAUAUAGGCCACCAUUAAACACAAUUCAAGACCCUAGAUUUGAACAAGAAGCUAGCUUAGCAACUCGAGCUAGAAUUGACAGAACCCCAACAAAAUCUAAACCUAAAAAUGCUGACUCCACUUUGCCUCUCCGUACUCCAGAUAAGCAUGGUAAACACCGAUUCGGUUGGGCUCAGAGGAAUAGUAACGAACCUAACUCCAAUCACAGUGAUGAAGUGAGGACUGAUAUGAAUAAUUAUUUGAGUCGAGGGGGUUCGAUGACUAGUAUGACUCCAAGGUCGACAAGGACAAUAGGGAGGGCUAAUUCCGGUUAUUCUGAGAGUAAUUCUACGCAAAGUACACCUACUAAGAGUGUUUCUAAGCCUCCCGUGAGUUCAGGGUUUCGGAAUAAGCUUGAUGGGAGUAAUGGAGGUGGUCGUGGAGGGAAUUUUGCUGCGCUGUACAGAGGGGUUCCGGUUUCUGGUGGUGGUUUGAUUAGCACUGUUGUUAAUUCUGUUGACGUGCCUCAUUUUGAUCUUAAAGAAGAUCCAUCAUUUUGGAUGGAUCAUAGUGUACAGGUUCUUAUACGUGUGCGUCCUCUCAAUAGCAUGGAGAAAAGUAUCCACGGGUACAACAGAUGCUUGAAACAAGAAAGUGCCCAAAGUUUAACUUGGAUUGGGCAACCAGAAACUCGCUUCACAUUUGAUCAUGUAGCAUGCGAAACAGUAGAUCAGGAAAUGCUUUUUAGGAUGGCUUGUCUCCCAAUGGUUGAGAAUUGCUUAUCUGGAUAUAAUAGCUGUAUGUUUGCUUAUGGUCAGACUGGAAGCGGGAAGACAUACACAAUGCUCGGUGAAAUUGAUGAUUUAGAAGUCAGGCCCAGCCCACAUCGUGGAAUGACACCAAGGAUAUUUGAAUUUUUGUUCGCCAGGAUUCAAGCUGAAGAAGAAAGUCGGAGGGAUGAAAGACUAAAAUAUAAUUGCAAAUGCUCUUUCUUAGAGAUUUACAAUGAACAAAUUACUGACCUCCUUGAUCCCUCAUCUGCCAAUUUGCUACUGAGAGAGGAUGUCAAGAAGGGUGUCUAUGUAGAAAAUCUCUCAGAAUUUGAAGUUCAAACUGUGGGCGAUAUUCUGAAGCUAUUGACUCAGGGUUCUUUGAAUAGAAAAGUUGCAGCAACGAAUAUGAAUAGAGAGAGCAGUAGGUCACAUAGUGUCUUUACAUGCGUUAUUGAAAGUAGGUGGGAAAAGGACUCCACAACUAACCUAAGGUUUGCUAGAUUGAACCUGGUUGAUCUUGCCGGUUCAGAAAGGCAGAAGAGUUCAGGUGCAGAAGGUGAGCGUCUAAAGGAAGCUGCAAAUAUUAACAAAUCAUUGUCCACAUUAGGUCAUGUAAUCAUGAUUCUAGUUGAUGUGGCAAAUGGCCGGCCAAGGCACAUUCCUUACAGGGAUUCAAGGCUGACCUUCCUUCUUCAGGACUCACUUGGUGGAAAUUCGAAAACAAUGAUCAUUGCUAAUGUCAGCCCUUCUAUCUGCUGUGCAGCUGAAACACUUAACACACUAAAGUUUGCUCAGCGAGCAAAACUUAUCCAGAACAAUGCUGUGGUGAAUGAAGAUUCCACUGGGGAUGUCAUUGCGCUACAGCAUCAAAUACGGCUUCUUAAGGAGGAGCUCUCUCUCCUAAAACGUCAGAAUGUCUCUAGGUCUUUGUCUUUUGAUUCAACCGUCAAAGGUACAAGUCAAGUACAAGAUGCUGCUUUCAGGGACAAUAUAUACGAAACAGAUCAACAGCAGGUCGAUGGAUUGCUUGGUUUUGAAUCGAAAGGCAUCGUUAGAAUGUCUACUAAGCAGUUGAAAUCUCUGGAGACAACACUUGCCGGUGCAUUGAGAAGAGAGCAGAUGGCUGAGACUUGCAUCAAAAAACUUGAAGCUGAAAUUGAGCAGCUGAAUCGUUUGGUUCGUCAAAGAGAGGAAGACACCAGGAGCACCAAAAUGAUGCUCCGAUUUCGGGAAGACAAAAUUCAAAGAAUGGAGUCACUUCUUGGUGGUUCAUUACCUCAAGAUACUUAUUUGCUUGAAGAGAAUAGAGCACUCUGUGAAGAGAUUCAGCUGCUUCAAGCUAAAGUGGAUAAAAAUCCAGAAGUAACGCGAUUUGCAUUGGAGAAUAUUAGACUUUUGGACCAACUUAGAAGAUUUCAAGAAUUCUAUGAAGAAGGGGAGAGAGAGAUAAUCUUGGAUGAAUUAUCUAAACUUCGGGAGCAGCUUAUUCAUUAUCUUGAUGGGAAAUCUUUGCCGCAUUGCUAUCCAAAAGUAAAUGGCCAACCACAGGAUGCUACGUGCAUUGCCAAUGAAGACAGUUCCCUUCACUUAGAGCUAAAGACUGCCCUCAAUGAAUUAGAGGACUGCAGGCGUAACCUCAAUUCUUGCUUAGAGGAGAACCAGAAACUAAGCAGAGAAAUAAAUAGUCUGCAAUUAAUGUUGGACAAUCUGAAUUCUACCACCCAGAAUGAAACCAUUAAGGAUUCUUCAGAAGCUCUAACUUCUGAACUUGGCCCACUUAUGGAAGUUCAAAAUGAGGCGGAGAGCAUGCACGACUUUUCAACAAUGAAGCAUGCAGCAGAAAUUUUGGAUUUACAGCUGGAAUUGGACAUAUUAAAGAUGGUUCUCAAAGAAGAGAGAUCAUCUCGUGGUGAAGCAGAGGAAAGGACAACAUGCUUGGGUAGAGAACUUGAGCUGGCCCAAGAAAGGCUUCUGUUUUUAAGCAGACAAUGUGAAGAUGCCACUCGGGAAAUGAAGGAGGCAAAGUCAGUUGUUGAAGCCCUUGAGUCUGAGCAAACACUAGCAAUAAAUGAAAUAGAAGACCUGAGAAAAAGCAGCAGUCAUUAUGUGGAGCUUUUGAGUGAAAAAGAUCUUAAAAUAACAGCUUUAACAGAGCAACUUUCUACAAAGGAAUUCUUAGAUUACCCAUCUAACCAAUCAAAGGGCGAUGACUCCACAUUACAGACAAAAUUGAAGAGGAUGCACGAUUCCCUUGAGAAGGCCAAGAGACUGAAUAAGUGGUACCAAAAUGAUCGCACCUUUCAGGCAACCAAUGAAGAAGAAAUGGAUGCAAUCCGUAGGCAGGCAGAAGGUGAAACUGCCGAGGUUAUUGUCUGCAUGCAGGAAGAACUAUCCAUUCUUCAGCAGCAGGUCCAUGAUUGCCAUUCGAAAGAAAUGGAGACUAAAAGGGCUGUGGUGCUUCUAGAAACUGAAAUGAAGGAGCUGCAAGAAAAGUUGCAUCUCUUAACUGAAGACAAUGAACAGUUACAUGGGAAGCUAAAGGGUAAAGAGGUAGAACUCAGAAAAGUAUCUGAUGAAUGGGAAUUUUUGGCCUGUGAGAUGGAAGAAAUUCUUGCAGAUGGGCGAGAUACACUUACAGACGCCUCUGAUCAGCUUGACCUUAUCUCCAGUACCUUUCCAGAGAAAAGAAUUUGGAUCUCUGAACAGGUUGGCAGGCUAGUAAGAAUCAUCUCUGAAAAGGAGUUGCUGAUUGAAGAACUUGGCAAAUGUUUAGAAGAUGCAAACAAUAAAAGAAAUGAUGUAGAUUGCAUGCUUAAGUCUUUGAGAGGAGCAGCACUAGUAAUCAAUGAAGCACAUCAGCAGGAGUGCAAUGAAAAGGAAAAAGAAAUUAUCCUACUGAAUUCUCUGUUAAAAGCAAAAAUAUCUACCAUCGCAGAGCUGGAGGACAAGGUAAAGGCGGCAGAAUUUCAUGCUAGUAAAGCAUCAGUUUGUGCAACAGCUGCUUUUGUGAUAGUGAAUAGGCUAUCAGAAGUGAAUGUUAAUAAUCUUAAUAAAUUGAAGUACAAGGAUGUCCAACUUGGUGAAUCAACAAAAUGUAAUCAGAAGAAAGACGCCCUUCUAAAUGUCCAGGCUGCUGCUAUCAAAGAGGCAGAGGAAGAGAGCCAGUCUUUGAGAAUGGAACUAGUAGAUUUGAGAGAGACAAAUUCUGAACUUCAACAGCGACUAUUGAUGGAGGAGAAACGUGCCAAUGGUAUGGAACAAAAGCUUGAAGCGCUUGAAGAGAAUGACAUUUUGAAGACAAGAGAGAAACUAACUGAGUUGCAAAUUGGCGUAUCCUCACUCAGGUCAUGCAUGAGCAUUCCUUUAAAGCAUGGCGUAAGUCCUGAAAUGGAUGAAUCAGAGGGAACUUGUUUGCCUCUUAACAGCAGCGAUGGACGGACAGAUGCUGGAGAGGACUUAAGAUCUGAUGUUCCUGAUUGUGCUCUUCAUAUAAGCAACAGUUCAUGCAGCACUUCCUGUGAUAAAAAGUACGAGUUCAUAAGGGCUUCCAAGAAUGUGUGUCAUCGAGAUGUUACCGUUAUUCUUCUCAAAAAGGAAAUAGAGUCUGCCCUUGAAAGCUUGCAACAGGUGCAAAUGGAGAUGGCAAAACUGCGUUGUGAGAAAGAAGAAUUAUUGUUGUCUGAGAAGCGUAGUCAAGAGAGCUUGAAAUGCUUCGUGCUUGCACUUCAAGCAGCUAUAAGUAACUUUGAAAAGGAGUUUGAACAGAAAAUAAAUAUUGUUAAUCGCAAGCUACAAGCAUUUGAACAAAUAGUCCAAGAAGCUGGAUCUUGUUGGUGCCAAACAAAAGAGUUUCUUGAGAUGGAAGUUGGUGAUGCGAAGAUAGUUGCAGCCCAAAAGGCAGCUGAAGCUUUUUGUAUUCUUGCCAAAUUUGAAGAGGCCCAAGAUACCAUGAAAGAAGCAGAUAUCAUGAUCAAUGGACUGAUUAUAGCCAAUGAAACAAUGAAACUUGAUAUUGACAGACUGAAACAGGUAGAAGUUUCAUUAACUAAUGAUAAGGAUAUACUGCUGAGUAAGGUUAGCAGCUUGCAAUCUACCAAUUCUGUCAAGGAUCUGCAAGUUGAAGACCUUGAAAAGCAGUAUGCCUUGAGCUUGAUGGAAAUGAAUAAGCUGGUUAUGGAGCUGGAGGGUAUAAUUUCACACGUCCAGUCUACUUUUCAGAAAAACUACAUGUCUGUGGUGUGUGAUUUUCAUUCUGUUAAAACUCUGGUUUUAGACUCACGAAAGCUGGUGCGGACAUGGCUUGAAGAUGUCUGGUCUGAGAUAAUCGUGAAGGACUGUGCUGUAUCAGUGCUACAUCUCUGUCAUAUGGGCAUAUUGUUGGAAACAGUAACAGGACUGAAUGCAGAAAAUGGUUUGCUUCAACAUGGCUUGUGUGAAUCAAACACCAUUAUUGCUGGUCUGAGGGAGCAUAAUUCUAGGUCAAGUAGAGAGCUCCAGAUGUGCAGAACUCUUAAGGGGAAACUACUGGCUGACAUUAAGAACAGUUUUGAUCGUAUCUUAAGGAAAGAAGAGGAAACUGGGGAGCUUAAUACCAGGAUAACUACUUUUGAGAAAAAGAUCUUUGACCUGCAGUUACAAGAGGAAAUAAUGUUACAGAGGUCUAAUUACAUGGGAUCUCAGCUUUCUAUUCUAAUGAAAGAUUUAGACUUCGGUAAUAGAAACAUUGAGUCCCUUCUUGGUCAAGAGAAAAUGCUGAAAGACAAUGAGGAGCUUCUAAAUUCUCAGGCUGAGCUUUUUAUGGUAGAAUUAUGCUCAAAAGACAUUGAGUCACUUGUAUUGGCAACACAGCUAGAAGAGAUGUCUUUUAAGAAAGAUGCAGCAAAGCGAGAGCAUAAUGAAUGUGGUUCUAUUCUUGAAUCUGUAAAGGAACAAAUGAUUCUUUUAAUGGUAGAUGGAGAGUUGAAAGAAGCAGUUUUAAUGGCUAAGGAUGCUGAGAUUGCUCUUCUUAAAGAAAAAGUUGCAGAAGCACUAUGGGAGGCUCAAUAUUUACAGUCAAGAAUUACAGAGAUGGAUGAGGUGAAUGAGGCUCUUGAACUUGAAAUUCAUCUGCUGAAGGAUGACGCUUGUUCAAAUGAUGCCUUGAAGGGUGAACUGGGUGAAGUUAAGGAAACUAAGGCAAGACUGAUGAACCAGAUUCAAGCACUUGAAACUGAAUAUGAAAAACUGCUAAAGGAGUUGAAAACCAAAGAAACAGCAUUGGAUUGUUCUUCCAGCCAUAUCUCUGUUCUUGAUCAACAAAACCAGAAGUCGCAGAUGGAAAUUCGCCUGUUGGAAACUUCAUCAAGCACACUUCAAACUGAGCUGGACGAUAAAGAUGCAGAACUCUGCAGGAUGAGCUGGUUAGAAGAGGAAAACGAGUCACUUAAAGGUGAGAUUUUGAAGUUGAAGACAGAGAAUAAUCUGGUUCUCAAAGAUUUGGAGAAGAGGAGUUCUGAAAUGGAAUCAUCUGUAUGCCAUAUAAACAUCACUGACAUGGAAAAUCAGAGGUUGCAAGAUAAGAUUUUCUCCUUGAACACUGUUAUUGCUGGUCUAGAGUCUGAUCUGAAAGUGAAAAAUGCUGAAGUGAAUGAACUCCUGCAAUCUCAAUCUGUUGCCAUGGCAGAUUUAAGCUCAAAAGGCCAGGAUUUGCAAAUAUUUGUCGACAAAGUGAAUACAUUCAAGAAUGAGAACAUUAGUUUGAGAAAUAAACUCAAGUCUCGUGAUAAAUUUAUGCAUGAGGCACUCAUCAGUGCAAGCUUGAACUCUAAGAAGUCUGUUGAUUCAGUGGAGAAUGUGGGCAUGGCUACUCAUAGAUUAUUUAAUGUACUGGAGAAAGAAGAAAACAUGGUUGGAGACAAAAUGUUUCAGGAGUUAUGUGAAGCAAUUGAGAUGACAUCUGAGUUCAUAAAAGAAAUCAAUUGUUUGGAGUGCCAAGCUAAAGAGCUGAUAUCUGAAAACAUGAGUGUUCAUGCCGAGCUAUUAAGGAAGGAUGACAUUAUGAAAGGCUUAUUGUUUGAUUUGAGCCUGCUGCAAGAGUCUGCAUCUAAUUCCAAGGAUCAAAAGGAUAAGAUUGAGGAAAUGAUGGCCUCCCUUGAGGCAUUAGAAGAUGAACUUGUUGCAAAGUCGAGUGAGCUUGAUGAGGCUAUUAUACAUAAUCAGAAGCUUGAAGCUCAGUUGCAGGAGAAGAUAGGAAUUAUCUCUGCUCUUGAGUUGGAUUUUAAAAAGGAAAGCAAGUCUUUGGAAAAGUCUUCUUCUGAAAAUCAGGAGCUGAGAACUCAAAUUGAAGAGGCCUUAGCUGCAAGAUAUUCGCUUGAGGAGGAGUUAAAUGAGAGAACUAAUUUGACAGAGAGCUUGGAGAUGGAACUCUCACAAAUGGGCAAUACUCUUGGUCAAAUGAAUGGUACAAUUGAGUAUUUACGGAGUGACUUAGAUGAACUUACUACCGAGAGAGACCAGCUUAAAGUAGAGAUCCAUAUUUUGAAAGAAAAGCUUGGAAACACACAGGCCUGGGCUGAAGAAAAUGAAGCUAUUGCAUUGGAGGCACAACAGAUAGCUGAAUCCAAGAAGAUAUAUGCUGAAGAAAAGGAAGCAGAGGUAAAGCUACUAGAGAGGUCCGUUGAAGAGCUAGAAUGCACUGUUAAUGUGCUGGAAAACAAGGUUGACAUUCUUAAAGGAGAAGCUGAUCGGCAAAGAUUGCAAAGAGAGGAGAUAGAAGAUGAGCUUCAUGCGCUAAAUCAUCAGAUGCAGAAUGUUAGAAGUGCUGACACUGACAUGAAAUGGCGUUUAGAUGAGAAGGAGAAAAACCUUCAAGAAGCCCUGAAGCAGUUACAAAUUCUUGAGAGGGAUAUAGCAGAAAAAGAUGCAGAGGUUGCCCAAUGCAAGGAACACAUAUCUGAGUUAAAUUUGCAUGCAGAAGCUCAGGCUAGUGAAUAUAAGCAGAAGUUCAAGUCCUUGGAAGCCAUGGCUGAACAAGUAAAACCUGAUGGCCAUUUCUCCCACACUACAAAUUCUUCAUCAAACAAGUUGGAGAAAAAUGCUGCCAAGUCUAGGGGAUCUGGUUCCCCUUUUAAAUGCAUUGGAUUGGGUUUGGCACAACAAAUAAAAUCUGAAAGGGAUGAGGAGCUUAGUGCUGCUAGGUUGCGUAUUGAAGAGCUAGAAUCCCUAGCAGUAUGUCGACAGAAAGAGGUAUUUGCACUGAAUGCAAGAUUAGCUGCUGCUGAGAGCAUGACACAUGAUGUUAUUCGAGAUUUAUUGGGAGUGAAGUUGGAUAUGACAAAUUAUGUGUCACUGUUGGAUAACCAGCAAGUGCAGAAGAUAGCAGAGAAAGCUCAACUUUAUAGCUCAGAACCUCAACCGAAGGAACAGCAGGAGGUUGUGAAGCUCAGAAAGCAGCUGAACGAGUUUAUUGAGGAGAGGCGAGGGUGGCUAGAGGAAAUUGAUCGGAAACAGGCUGAGAUGGUGGCAGCACAAAUAGCAUUGGAAAAACUUCGUCAAAGAGAUCAGUUACUUAAAACUGAAAAUGAAAUGUUGAAGAUGGAGAAUGUAAAUAACAAGAAGAGAGUGAUAGAACUUGAAGGUGAAGUAAAGAAGCUGUCUGGCCAGCAAAACAUCCAACAGCGGAUCCAUCACCAUGCAAAAAUCAAGGAGGAGAACAACAUGCUUAAAAUUCAAAAUGAAGAUCUCAGUGCGAAGCUGAAACGGUCAGAGAUCAUGCUUUCACGGGUGAAGGAGGAACUUGCCCAUUAUCGUGCUUCCAUUGGAAAAAGUUCCUACAUAAACUUUGAUGAGGAACAACAAUUAAUGAACAAACUGAUAGAAACUGAGGAGGACAGGACGCGAAUAGCACAGAAGUUAUUGGGCUUAUGUACCAGUAUUUUGAAGGCAGCAGGAAUAACAAAACCAGUAUCCAAUAUAAGCCCUGUGGUGGCUGAAGAGGCACUUGAGCAGAUGAAAAACAGAAUCACUUCGCUAGAAAGAGAAUGCCAAGAUUUGACGUUUAAGAAUAGAAUUACCAAUGAAAGAAUUCGGUUGUCCGAGUUAAUGCCUCAAGCAUCGCCUUUAAGCAACUCAAGGACGAAUGAGAACUGUCAAACUACUCCAAGAAGGAGCCAAAGUUCUUUUCUUUCUGCUUUAGACAGGUAGCAGCACUAAGCUGUCUGAAAAAGAAGAAUGGAUAUUUUAGCUUUUUGCUAGCGAUCGUAACAACAGAUAGAAGUCAAGCUUGGAUGCGCUCAUUUAUCUGGUUUUCCAUUGGAGUUUCUGGUUCAGCUGUAUAUCAUACCGUUUCUCUCGAGCUGUAUAUCAAUUCUUUUUGUUGUUGUGCAGUAUUUACAUGUAAAUAACUAAAUAUAAUAUAUAAUUCAAUGAAAAUUGAUACUUGUUCA